Molecule: messenger RNA, 806 nt
Organism: Ogataea polymorpha
Lineage: Eukaryota; Fungi; Ascomycota; Pichiomycetes; Pichiales; Pichiaceae
Product: 60S large subunit ribosomal protein L2A
Exons: 1
Coding region: 1-768 (255 amino acids)
Biological process (GO): cytoplasmic translation
Cellular component (GO): cytosolic large ribosomal subunit; ribosome
Molecular function (GO): structural constituent of ribosome; RNA binding
Source: RefSeq, a predicted model, not a curated record
AUGGGUAGAGUUAUCAGAAACCAGAGAAAGGGUGCCGGCUCCAUCUUCACUUCGCACACCAGACUCAGAAAGGGUGCUGCCAAGCUGAGAACCUUGGACUACGCCGAAAAGCACGGAUACAUCAGAGGUGUUGUGAAGCAAAUCUUGCACGAUCCUGGCCGUGGAGCUCCAUUGGCAAAGGUUGUCUUCAGAGACCCAUACAAGUACAAGCUCAGAGAGGAGACCUUCAUUGCCAACGAGGGUGUGUAUACCGGACAGUUCAUCUAUGCUGGUCAAAAGGCUUCCUUGAACAUCGGUAACGUGUUGCCAUUGGGAGCCCUGCCAGAAGGUACCAUCGUUUCCAACGUGGAGGAGAAGGUUGGCGACAGAGGUGCUCUCGGAAGAACCUCUGGAAACUACGUCAUUGUCAUUGGUCACAACCCAGAUGAGAACAAGACCAGAGUUAAGCUGCCAUCUGGAGCCAAGAAGGUUCUGUCUUCUGACGCUAGAGGUGUCAUUGGUGUGAUUGCUGGUGGAGGAAGAAUCGACAAGCCAUUGCUCAAGGCCGGUAGAGCUUUCCACAAAUACAAGGUCAAGAGAAACUCCUGGCCAAAGACCAGAGGUGUGGCCAUGAACCCUGUUGAUCACCCUCACGGUGGUGGUAACCAUCAACACAUUGGUAAGGCUUCUACGAUCUCGAGAGGUGCUGUUCCUGGUCAAAAGGCCGGUUUGAUUGCUGCCAGAAGAACUGGUUUGCUGAGAGGUUCGAAGGACAAGAACGACGACUAAGUACUGGGAAAUAGCAGAGUAAUCAUCUACAGAUAAGU